CCGUGUUAACUUCUGGUUUUGGAAACACGAGCCGGCUUGCAUGGAGUGUCCUGAGAAAUUGUUCAACAUCUCAAAUCGUGUAAUUUUUAAUUGCCCUACUUGAAUCCUGAAAUCCCCGUUCCCUUGGAGAUGGGCCGUUCCCAACCGUUAUUUGCCGUGAACAUACCUUCCGACGAGGAAGACGACGCCCUCUGCUCCUUCUCACAUCCACUUCCUCCGGCGAAGAGGAAGUCGCCGGAGAAUUUGUAUGGCGGGGGCAGAGGAUCCGCUCCGACCUUUCUGAUUAUUGAUGAUGACCCAACCCCUCAGAAGGGUAAUGCUGUUUGCACGCCCUCCGUCGUCGCUGAAACUCCGUUAUCAUUCGGCUCCGAUGCGUCCAUCGUCAAGUGCUCUCUCUCUCGGGCAAGUUCUCGGGAGAAGUUCGCUGGAAUAUCUAGUUUGAUAUGCCUAGAGUCAGAUAAUGAGUCUGAGGGUGGUUCCAAUAGAGGAAAUUUGAAGAAAUCCAGGCAUUUGAUCGAAUGUUUUGGAAGGGAAGCUUACCUCUCCAGGUCUCCUAGUUUGGGAAAUCCUAGAUUGGAUUCAGCUGCUGGAAAUGAACUUGAUGGACUAUUACUGAAAAAUGUAACAUGUGAAGUUGACUUGGAAGCAGUUACUAGAGUUGCUAAACUUGAUUCAUCUGAUAAAUAUGCUGGCGUAUCUGCUUUCAUCAAGAUUUCAGGAGAUAAUCUUCCUCGUGAUGAUUGCCUGGCAGAGGAUUUUGUUGCCCAGGCAAAAGAUGAUAAUGAGGAUGAUCGUAAGAGUGAUUUGAGGCUAUCACCAAGUCCUGUAAAAAAGAAGGGAAAGCAGAGAGCGCUUCAUGCUGAUAAGAUUGAGGCAGCUGCUAGAAGGAAACAAUUGAAGGAAGCAAAAGCACUUUUAAUAGAAGAAAGGAAACAAAAGAGGCAGGAAGAGAAGCUGCAAAAGGAGGCUUUGAAAGCAGAUGCUGCUGAAUUGAAGAAGCUGGAGAAGGAAAAGCAAAAAUGGGAGAAGGGAAAGCUUGCUUUGAAAUCUAUUAUAGCUGAGAUUGAUGCUAAAUUUCUUGAAAAUGGAUCAAUUGGAGGGCAUCUUCUUACCAGAUUUGCUGAAAGAGGUCUCUCUUAUCGUGUAACCUCAAAUCCUAUUGAAAAAUCAAUCCUGUGGAAAAUUACUGUACCUGAACAAAUUGCGCAGCUUUCAAACAUGACAUCAGAUGUUCCAUACAUAUUACUUCUAUACCAGGCUGAAGAAUUUUGUGAUCUCGUAAUCACGGAAUCCCUCGUAGAUCAUGUCCAUACAGUUAGGAGCCAGUAUCCAUUAUUCACAAUAUGUUAUCUAACAAACAAGCUGAUGAGUUACAUAAAUAAAUGUGAACAAAGUCGCUACAAGGAUUCUUCAAACUUAAACGGUUGGAAGCGGCCACCUGUUGAGGAGGCAUUGGCAAGUUUGUCAACGCAUUUUACCAAAGUGCACUCGAGACAAUGUAUGGAUGAAGCAGAGAUUGCCGAUCACAUAGUUGGUUUAACAUCCAGUCUUGCUAGUUGCCAAUUCAGGAAGAAGUUGACAUGGCUUUCUGUGAAUGCUAAUGGAUCUAUCAUUUCCAAGGACUUCAUUGAUAGGAAGCUAAUUAAAAAUAAUGUCUGGCUGAAGGCACUGGUGGCCAUACCUAAGGUCCAGCCAAGGCAUGCUAUUGCUAUCUGGAAGAAAUAUCCGACCAUGAGGUCACUUCUGGAUGCAUACUUAGAUCCAAGCAAAUCUGCGCACGAGAAAGAAUUCUUACUAAAGGAUUUGUUGGGGGAAGGAUUGCUGGGAAAGGAAGAUAGGAGGGUGGGUGAGGUCUGCUCGAAGAGAAUCUUCCGAAUACUAAUGGCACGGAACGGCGGCAUCACAACUAAUGAUGUUGAAGAUGGAGCUGACCUUUUUCAUUGCUGAUCUUAAAUAUCAAGGUGGAUGAAAAUGUCCAUAAAUACUAUUUAUCUAUAAUGUUUUCUUAUUUUAAAUUUU
Messenger RNA from Phalaenopsis equestris, 2019 nucleotides. Its product is annotated as crossover junction endonuclease EME1B. Gene Ontology annotation, cellular component: Holliday junction resolvase complex; nucleus. The record is from RefSeq and is a predicted model, not a curated record. The coding region runs from base 130 to 1947 and encodes 605 amino acids. Gene Ontology annotation, molecular function: nuclease activity; DNA binding. Gene Ontology annotation, biological process: DNA repair. The transcript is spliced from 12 exons. Lineage: Eukaryota; Viridiplantae; Streptophyta; Magnoliopsida; Asparagales; Orchidaceae.